UUGAAUAACUAUAUGACUAUCAGUUUACUAUCCGGUCUGCGUACGCCUUAAUUUUCAUCCGGUUUUUUUUUCGCAACUCACUGACGCCUUGCGGUUUUUCUCAUUCUUGUAAAACAAUAAACGGUUUAGUACCGUAAUUCAAUUUGUAAUAACUUUACCAAUUUUGUUGUCUUGCUUGUCCAAAAUCACAACGUUUGUCACGAAACUUGUGCAUAGAAUGUGUAAACUUAACGUGCAAUAAUUUCUAUACAAUUAACAUUAUACAUUCUGUUUUUUUUGUGUAAUCGACUAAUUGAAUUUGUGUAUAAUAAAUAUAGUUGAAUUCAAAGAAAUCAGCCAUGUCUUUCAACUUUCCAGCGUGUACUUAUAUUGUUGCCAUGAUAUCAGACGCGUUUUUGAUAUUUUUUUCAAUUUUCCAUGUUAUUGCUUUUGAUGAACUAAAAACUGAUAGUAAAAAUCCUAUAGAUCAAUGUAACAGCUUAAAUCCAUUAGUGAUUCCAGAGUACCUUCUGCACUUCAUCUUUAACUUUUUAUUCUUAUUUGCUGGACAAUGGUUUUCUAUUGCCGUCAACAUACCUCUUAUGGCGUAUCACAUCAACAAGUAUCGAAACAGACCAAUUGGCAUGUCUGGUUUCGGUCUAUAUGAUCCAACAAGUAUAAUGAAUGCGGAUAAACUAUCCAAAUAUCAACGUGAAGGAUGGAUAAAAUUGGCAUUUUACUUGUUUUCUUUCUUCUUUUAUUUGUAUGGAAUGAUUCGUGCAUUGAUAACUGUAUAAGAGCCAAAAUGUAUUUCACAAGUAUUUAGUUUAAACAAUUAAACUACUCACUGCUCAGUUUACAAGUCAAGAGUUUGCAACUCACAACAAAUUAGUUUUUAAGUCUUUCUAUUAUAUAUUAUUAUUUGUGUUAUUUAAGUUAUUAUUAUUUAUUUAUUAGAUUACAUUCAAUCUUAAGCAUUAUAACUUUUGCUACCUCUUUCUCUAUUCAUCCAAAGGAAUUAAACUAUUAUGUUUGUCAUAUUAUUAUUAUUAUUAAAAAAAAAACAAAUGUAUUAGGGCCCAAUAACAAUUUCGAUCAACGAACGUUCGCGUUUCAAAUAUUUUAAAUGUUUUAUUUAUUAUUAAAUGUAUUUAACACAUUCAAACAAUACAAAUACUUUUCUGUUAUUUCUUUAUUAUUUGUGAGGUGUACAAAUACUGUAAAAAGUAUGAUUUUAAUUUACAGUUUGAAUAUGUUCUCUAAUUAUUUCUGUCUUCACAUAAAAAUAAAAUUAUUCUUAAGACAAUUUUCAAAUUAUUUUUUUUUUAAUAAAUGAAUAUUUACAAAAAGGGCAUUUUGUAUGUUUUUACAUUUUACUUAUUAAUCUAAGUCUUUAAAUUUGAAUAGUCAACCUUUUAACUUUGAUGCAGAGAUAAAAAAGUGUUGUAUUUACAGUGAUGUGUUUUUUUAAAUAAGGGAAAAAGCCAAUAGGUAUCUGAAAAAUAGUUUUAUUAUGUUGUUAAUUCCGAUAGGUAUAUAUAGGAAACAGCAGCAAUAAAUUAGAUAGCAGUCGGUCACUCCGAAUCGUAUUUAUGAUUUGUACUUUACCAUCUACAAAUACGCAUUAAAGCGUUUAUUUGAAAGUGAUUUUAUCACUUUCGUGCUGGCUGUUUAUUACCAUUAACAAUGUUUUUUGGAAUAACUUAAAUAUUGUAUUAUUGUAUAAAAAAAAAAACAAUUUAGCUUGAAAUGUUAAACAAUUAAGAUGAAAAAAAAAACAUUUAGUAUAACUCAUAUUUUUAAAACUAUGUAGUAUUAAACGUACAUAAGUUAACAAC
Adelges cooleyi (spruce gall adelgid) is the source of this 1817-nucleotide messenger RNA. RefSeq names its product protein cornichon (gene cni). The record is from RefSeq and is a predicted model, not a curated record. Bases 339 to 776 code for a protein of 145 amino acids. Lineage: Eukaryota; Metazoa; Arthropoda; Insecta; Hemiptera; Adelgidae. Gene Ontology annotation, cellular component: COPII-coated ER to Golgi transport vesicle; endoplasmic reticulum membrane. The transcript is spliced from 5 exons. Gene Ontology annotation, biological process: endoplasmic reticulum to Golgi vesicle-mediated transport.